AAUUAUAAAUAUCAAUACUGUCCCAUCUCUCACCAUUCGAUUCCUCUUUCAUCUCUCAAUCUCCACCGUUCAUUCUGUCCCUCUCCCACUAUGUAUUAUUCCUCACACCCUAUUCCUCUUUCCAUCUCCGAUUGGCCCGGUCGGCGGUUCGGUCCCGAUCCAAUUGGCUCGUCUUCAGUGUAAAAAAUAUCCCCCUCUUCUCUCCACCUUCAUCUUCAUCUUCAUCGUUUAUCGCGCGUUUCAUCCUCACAAACCUCACACGUGUCACCAAAUCCGUUACCCCGAACCGAAAAAAUCUUCAGGUUCGUAUCCGAUCCGUUAUAACUAACUAACAAACAAAAAACCCGAGAUCUUCGGUAACCGUUUCUGUUAUGGAGGAGAAAGACACGUGUCCCGGCGUCGGAAGAAUGAGCGCUAGAUUAACCGACGUCGUUCUCGACUGCGUCUUACCGUACGUCCACGAUUCCAAAGACCGAGACGCGAUUUCUCAGGUCUGUAAGAGGUGGUACGAACUCGAUUCGUCGACGAGGAAGCACAUCACGAUUGCUUUAUGCUACACCACCACGCCGGACCGGCUCCGGCGACGGUUUCCUCAUUUGGAAUCACUGAAGCUCAAGGGAAAACCUAGAGCGGCGAUGUUUAACUUGAUACCGGAGGAUUGGGGAGGAUUUGUGACUCCUUGGGUUAGAGAGAUUUCGAAAUACUUCGAUUGUUUGAAGUCGUUGCACUUUCGUCGUAUGAUUGUUACGGAUUCUGAUCUUCAGAUUCUCGCUCGUUCUCGUCAUCAAAGUCUUCAUGCUCUUAAGCUUGAAAAGUGUUCUGGAUUUUCAACGGAUGGACUUUACUAUAUUUGUCACUCUUGCAAGAAUUUAAGAGUCUUGUUUAUGGAGGAAAGCUCAGUUGAUGAGAAAGAUGGUGAAUGGCUGCGUGAGCUUGCUUUGAAUAAUACAUUUCUCGAGACACUGAAUUUUUACUUGACUGAUAUUAACAGUAUCAGGAUUCAGGACCUUGAACUUGUAGCAAAAAACUGCCCCAACUUGGUCUCUGUGAAAAUUACUGAUUGUGAAAUCUUAAGUCUGGUAAACUUCUUUCGAUAUGCAUCUUCUCUCGAAGAAUUUUGUGGAGGUUCCUACAAUGAAGAUCCAGAAAAGUACGCUGCUGUAUCAUUGCCAGCAAAGUUAAAUCGGUUGGGUUUGACAUAUAUUGGAAAGAAUGAAAUGCCAAUUGCGUUCCCUUAUGCAGCCCAACUGAAAAAAUUGGAUCUUCUCUAUGCAAUGCUGGAUACAGAGGAUCAUUGUACAUUAAUCGGGAAAUGCCCCAACUUGGAAAUCCUUGAGUCAAGGAAUGUAAUCGGAGACAGAGGAUUAGAAGUACUUGCUCGCUGCUGUAAGAAGCUGAAAAGGCUAAGGAUCGAAAGAGGUGACGACGAUCAAGGAAUGGAAGAUGAAGAUGGUAUUGUUUCCCAGAGAGGACUUAUUGCCCUAUCACAUGGCUGUCCAGAGCUCGAGUACAUGGCUGUUUAUGUAUCCGACAUUACAAAUGCCUCUCUAGAACACAUUGGCACUCACUUGAAAAACCUUUGUGAUUUUCGCCUCGUCUUGCUAGACCGCGAGGAGAAGAUAACUGAUUUGCCACUUGACAAUGGAGUGAGGGCUUUACUUAGAGGUUGCGAAAAGCUGAAAAGAUUUGCUCUAUAUCUCAGACCCGGUGGCCUAACUGAUGUAGGUCUAGGUUACAUAGGACAAUACAGUCCAAACGUGAGAUGGAUACUUCUCGGUUAUGUCGGAGAAACAGAUGCAGGGCUCUUGGAAUUCUCAAAAGGUUGUCCAAGUCUUCAGAAACUUGAAAUGAGAGGAUGUUCAUUUUUCACUGAGUAUGCAUUAGCUGUUGCUGCAACUAGACUAACAUCUUUGAGGUAUCUUUGGGUACAAGGUUAUGGAGCAUCAACAUCAGGACUUGAUCUUUUGGUAAUGGCUAGACCCUAUUGGAAUAUUGAGUUGAUUCCUUCUAGAGUUGUAACUGAUCAUCAUCAUCCAGCUCAUAUUCUUGCUUAUUACUCCCUCGCUGGACCAAGAUCAGAUUUUCCUGAUACUGUUAUACCUUUGGUUCCUGCAACAACAGCAGCAUCCUAUUUUGUUAACAGGUAAAGUUAUGUAUUUGUAUAUAUACCAAUCCCUGUUUUUCCUUUAAAAAAAUUGUUUGGAAGUGGCUCAAGUGUGACAAGUGUUGUUUUAGCUAGAAGGUUUCAACUUUCACUGCUUUUUCUAGACAUUGUUAUUAGUCUUGUAAUAAGCUUGUAUUCUUUUUUGCAAUUCAGAUAUGCUUCUAUCAA
Lathyrus oleraceus (garden pea) is the source of this 2332-nucleotide messenger RNA. Its product is annotated as coronatine-insensitive protein 1. The coding region runs from base 372 to 2147 and encodes 591 amino acids. Gene Ontology annotation, cellular component: SCF ubiquitin ligase complex. Lineage: Eukaryota; Viridiplantae; Streptophyta; Magnoliopsida; Fabales; Fabaceae. Gene Ontology annotation, biological process: SCF-dependent proteasomal ubiquitin-dependent protein catabolic process. The transcript has 3 exons. The record is from RefSeq and is a predicted model, not a curated record.